UAUUGUGCGUAUCUGCUCUUGUUUGUCAAACGAUGAGGAAAACAUGGUAAUGUUAUGAACCCGGAGACGAUGCUAGCCUUUAUGAAAACAUCGGGAUUGGCCAAAACCUCAUGUCACUCUUACUCACGGCCUCAUUGUGGUGUUUGUGAACGAUGUCUGCCGCUGGUUUCGGCUGUCGCUGCUACUUUAGGAUGAAAACGGAGGUCUGGAGCUACGGUGCAGAGCUGACAGGCGGACCGACCGUUGGACCUGCUAAACACAACACAGUCGCACGUGAGUCUUCGGAUGCGAGCCUUGUCCGAAAGUUAAUGAAGAAGCUAACAGCUGCGAGAGAUCUAGGCUGCCACUAAAAGACGUCCGAAUAGAAAGCAGGUGGGCCAGAGAUGGGAAAUGACACCGCAGUGCUCCAAAUUCAUCCGCUUGAGCGAACCGAAGCAGCCCGCCAGGCAAAAACAUCCUCCGAGAGAAAUGGUGCUUAGUAACGUAGUAAUAACCCAGUAGGACACGACGGUUAGCUAGCUACAUCUCUAUCUGACUCUGUUAUUAUAGGUUUGGGCUCGCGAGGAGUCACUAUCAUCACUUUUCCAGAAAUGUCCUUCACAAUGGAGGAUAAUUUGGAGUCGGGGUGGGUAGCCGUUCGACCGAAUGCAUUCGAGGAAAAGGAGAAGCAUAAAUUUGUUUUUAUCGUCGCCUGGAAUGAAGUGGAAGGUAAAUUUGCCAUCACUUGUCAUAACCGGACGGUGCAGAGGAGAAGCUUUGGCAGAGACCCUCUGGCUGAAGCGGCGAGUCAGGAUGGGGACAAAACAAAAUGGCCCGAAAGUCCCGUUAGGAGCCCUAGCAAAGGACGGAAAGGGUCCAAAUCGCCGUCCGCCAAACCCAGCCCAGUCCGGAUCCAAACCGGGGUUAAAUCUGCUGCAUCACCCGUCAGUCCGGACAUAGAGGUUCUGUCCCCAUCCCCGGACUGUUUGGACCUGGAGGAGCUGGACAGUCUAAGCCGGGAGGACUGCAGCUGGGCCGGGCUCUUCUCCUUCCAGGACCUCCGGGCGAUCCACCAGCAGCUGUGCUCGGUGAACUCGGACCUGGAGCCCUGUCUCCCGGUGUUCCCGGAGGAGCCAGCUGGGAUGUGGACGGUGCUGUUCGGCCCAGCGGAGGUCCCCGAGACGGAGAUGGACGAGCUGUGUUACAGUUUACAAAUGUACCUGGGACAUGCGCUUGAUACCUGCGGAUGGAAGAUCCUGUCCCAAGUUCUAUUCACGGAGAAUGAUGAUCCGGAUGAGUACUAUGAGAGUCUGAGCGAGCUGAGGCAGUCCGGGUACGAAGAGGCUCUCAACCGUUCAACUAAACAUCUGCAGGAGCUGCUGGAGAAGCACAGGACUAUGGACAGCAUGGUGGAGCUGUUGGAGCUGUACGAGGAGGAGGACCAGGCCUAUGGGGGCCUGUUGGAGGCCUCCACUCAGCUGUACCAGUACCUGCUGCAGCCCUUCAGAGACAUGAGAGAACUAGCAAUGCUACGGAGACAGCAGAUCAAGAUCUCUUUGGACAAUGACUACUUGGGCCCCCGGCGAAUUGAAGCCCUUAAGAAGGAGGACUCUGACUGGCAGAAGAAAGCUCAGGAAGCCGUCCUCAACAUCCAGGAGUUUACUGUAAAAUACUUUGAGAUCACUGCCAGAGCUCAGAAAGGGGUCUAUGAGCGUAUGAAGGUGGACCAGCGUAAGUUUGGGAAGGCUUCUUGGACAGCAGCAGUGGAGCGGAUGGAGAGACUGCGCUACUCUUUUGCUAAGGAAACAUUACAACUCCAGAGAGCCCGAGAGAUAUCUCUGGAGCAACGGAAGCACACACUCAGAGAGGAGAUGCAGAGUCUUUGUAGCAGUGAGGAUGCCAUGGCUCUUUUAGACUACAUGGAGACCCAGUACUAUGAACUCCAACUCCAACUGUAUGACAUCCAGGCUGAGAUACUACAGUGUGAAGAACUGCUGCUCACAGCUCAGCUAGACAGUGUUCGCAGACAGAUGACAGAGCGUCAGGAUGAGGUGGUGUACUAUGACACCUUUGAAAGUGCAGAUGAUAUAACAGAGGAUGACACUUUGGAGAGGGAGGAGCUGCGCAGGCUUCAGGUCAGUGCUCGACAGCUGGAGGCGAGAAGGGGGCGCAUCACUGCCAAACGUUCCUAUCUUAGGCACAAAAGGGAGAUUUGUGUUUCCAACCACACCCAGAAACAACAGAAACGUCCAACCAGUCAGAAGGACCAGUUAUCCCACCAGGUCUUACAGCUAAAAAAUGAUGAAGAGGAAGAUGAAGAGAGAAAGAACAAUAGAGUGAGUCAGGAAAGGCAGAGAACUCUGGACAGAUUACGAACUUUUAAACAGCGGUACCCAGGUCAGGUCAUUCUCAAAUCCGCUCGACUGCGUGUCGCCCAUACCAGAAGAAGAGAGCGUUGCAGGAUUGUGGAAAUGGGCACUGGAAGUGAAAGAGAAGAGUUUGCGGAUUGUGUUCAGAUGCAGGACCAGCCGCUGUGUCUAAGCACCAGCGUGCAGACGGACCCCAGCCCCAGCACGACGCUCACCACACAGCCUGUUACGGCGCUGACAGCAUCGCUGCCUCCGCUGCCUGUACCCAGUCCUGCAGACUCCACCUGCUCUCCCUGCUCACUGUCCUCACUGCUUUCAUCUCCUAUCUCCCCUCCCCCACCACCUCCUCUUCCACCUCCCCCACCAACUAUAGAGGAGUUGUCACCUUCCAGUACCCCAGGCCAAAAGGUGCACAAGGCUGAGCCAAAGAGUGUAGCCGAAGAGCUCACUCUGUCCCCGCUUGGGCCGUUCGUGCCUCGUUUCUUUGACAGCAGUCAGUUGGUCAGCGCUCGCAAAAAACUGAGGAAGACUUCAGAGUUUGAGGCCCACAGCCGAAGAGUGAGUUCACCCAUGGAUGAGGUCCUGGCCUCGCUGAAAAGAGGCAGCUUCCACCUGAGGAAGGUCGACCAGCGCUCCCUGGCUCCUGCCAAAGGUGAUGAUGACCCCAACAGCAUCCUGGCCCAGAUCCGCAAAGGGGUUAAACUGAGGCGUGUUCCUCGGAAGGAAAGAAAAGACCAAGGAGAGUUCCCGGCCUCCACUGACCCCCUAACAAGGAGCAUCCAUGAGGCCUUGAGACGCAUCAAGGAGGCCUCGCCGGAGUCUGACUCAGAUGAUGACGGGCUGGCCGGUCCUGACUGGGAAAGCUAGGGAUCAAGGCCCAGAAGUAACAAACAGAGCACAGCCUGUAUCCCCUGGCACUGCACACACUGUACUUUACAGCACUGAAGAGUGCUGCGCUGUAAUGUAAACACACACACACACACACACACAGAGUUCAUCACUCACACAAACACCUACAGUGCAGUCUCACAUGCUCUGGGUGACUCUGCCAGGGCUUGAGUCAUACUGAAUAUCACCAACUCACCAAAUGCUCCAAAGGUCUAUGGUCAACCUGUUCAGUUGCUUUUAAACACUACAACAUGAAGUACAUUAUUUGUGUUUUAUUUUUACUGUAUGUUACUGACUGAAUGAUGCCAUGUUCAUUUGUAAUUCUUUCAUGUGCACUGUUGAAGUGCUCUGUACUGGCCAUUUGCAUUUACAUCCAGAUAAAUCACCUCACACAUUACACUAACACACUGCUAUCACAGUUAUUUAUAAAACUGAGAACCUCAUGUGGAAAUGACCUUGAUGGAAGUGGCCUUUUCCAUGUGUCACAGAGCCUCAGAAAUGAAAACCUGACCUAAAAACACAAAACAUUAAAUGGUUAUGGUUUAUAAAAGAAGAUAUUAAAGUUUCUCUAAUGUUGGAACUGAGAUCACUGGAUUUAAAGUGUGGAGUUUUACUACAUUACAGGUCCCCUCUGCUGACACUCUGCUCUCCUCUGUUUCCUCUCAUCCAGUGUACUACAGUAUUACUGAGCUAUUCUAACUGCACAGCUGCUUUUGUCCUGACAUGUGGGUGUGUCAGUGUGGCAGACAGUAUGAGGACCACUGCUUGUCUAAUCAGACAUCACAUAGAGACUGUAAAUCUUUUACUCUGUCACACCAGAUUCAUGUCCAUCCCCUCCCCCCCAGCUUGUCCCCUUCCGGCCUUUACCACCCCCAACUCUGAUAUCCUCUCUGGAUGAGGGAAUAUUUAUUGACCCAUCUGUUCGACCACAGCAUAUGGCUAGGUUGGUGGGAGAUACGGAGAGUCACAAUAGGUUUGCCAUUUGACGCCACAUCUAACACGUCCUCUGAACUGAAGCAGGUCAUAUAGAGUAGAAGAGGAUCAGAGGAGGGGUCAUGCAAAGUUGAAGAGAUUCAUAGCGAGGAGGAUGGGAGUAGUCCUUAUAAAAUGUGGGCAUACUCGGUUGGUGAUUCCCGAACUUUGUAUGUAGGAUGAUCACGGCAGAGCUGAGGAACUAGUCACGCUUGUUUGAAUGAUGGAUUAUAUGUGGGAGGCUAGAUUCUCUCAGCACCGUAGGGAGCCACGGUGGGCUGUGGAGCAGGCGGUGGUGAUUGAUUUGGUUUCUCCUGCCAUCUUAUUCACUUUCUCUCCCCUCUAUUGCAUCUUUUCUAAUUCCUUUCUCUGUUCUCAGUAGGCAGAGGCGCACAGUGGGAGGUUUGUUACUCACAGUGCCUGAAGUGAAACGUGCUCAUGCACACAUGGACUCACGCAUUAAACUUGCAGCCAACAUGUGCACACACACUUUCAUGGCAAAGUGGGUCCUCAGCCUUUAUGUCUAAACCUUUUUUUAUGGUUUCAGUGCUUUCCUCAUACACAGUUCAAAUUAUGAGUCACUUAAUCAGUACAGUAAAAACUUUUGUUGGCUUGACUUUAAUCACUGGUUAUAUCUUUACUAGUUGUCUAAGUUUAAAAGCACUGAAUGACAUGUGGAAUUGGACCUAAAGAAGUGUAAUUAAAAACACAUGACAGUAUAAGAGGACCAGUGGGAGGCUUAGCAGCACAAACAUAGAACAUAAAAUAAAGGUCUCUGAGCCUGAAACAGCCUCAGCAUGCACUGUCUUUAACAACUUUGAUUCCAAGAUAUGUCCGUUCUAUUUUUCUUGCGCUUGUGUUCAGAGCCUGCUGUGAAAACACUCAUGGUCAACCAUAAUGCAGACACUAAUGUAGACAGAACAGGCAUGGAAGUAUAUGUUACAUUAUACACUUUGAAAAUAGCUCAGUGUUAAAGAGAGUUUAUUAUUUUCCUUGCGAUGCAAAUUUGAGGCACUUUUACAUGUCUUCUGUCACUGUUAGCACAAUGUUCUUCCUUGGUACUUUCAUCAUGUAGCAUGAGACAGAAGUAACUCCAAACCUGACUCUUAUCUAGAAACUAACCAUGACUUUACCUGACUGAAUAACUUGGUAUGACCAGGGCAAAAUAAUGUAAUGUUUUGAGUUUGUUACUCAAUGCUUUUAGAAAACUCGGCUCAGAAUGUGACACCUUCUACUCUCACCUGACUGACUAUGAACACACACUGUCAUUUGUUUACACUGACCGUUACCUAUAGUCCUAACAAAGCUUAUUUGUCAACUAGCUGUAAUUUACAUGGAUUUUUUUUUUGCUUUUGUAUCCUGUUUUUCCAAAGCGUUUCCAGCCAAAUUGUUUUGUGAUGCUUCUUAACAUUUCCUGUGUACAGCUGUUACAGGCUGACUAUACGAUCCUCUGUCAGUCACUUGAGAAGUGCAAUAUCAACAUAGACAAGUGAAGAAAAUGAUCAAAAAACUUAAUGAGUGAUGAGUUUAGAUUGAUUGCCUAAUGGACAAUGCAGUUGUUUUUACACAUUGGUGUAUAGGCACACUGCUCUAAAAAUACCUUUUUGCCUUUAGUCUUGUCAUUUUCAUUUAUUUGUUUUUUAUUUACAACCUUUCCCCUGCAUUUGAUUAAAACCUUGUGAAGCAA
Molecule: messenger RNA, 5895 nt
Organism: Sphaeramia orbicularis (orbiculate cardinalfish)
Lineage: Eukaryota; Metazoa; Chordata; Actinopteri; Kurtiformes; Apogonidae
Product: junction-mediating and -regulatory protein-like
Exons: 10
Coding region: 591-3215 (874 amino acids)
Biological process (GO): intrinsic apoptotic signaling pathway by p53 class mediator; 'de novo' actin filament nucleation; Arp2/3 complex-mediated actin nucleation
Cellular component (GO): cytoplasm; nucleus
Molecular function (GO): actin binding; transcription coactivator activity; Arp2/3 complex binding
Source: RefSeq, a predicted model, not a curated record